GAGAGAGAGAGGGAGAGAGAGAGGUAUAAAAGGAAUGAGAAGCACAGGGAAGUUCCAAAGGAAGCAGAAGCAGGCAGGUCAUUUGUUCAUGCCACUAAUGUGAUCCGGCCUGCCGCUCACUGAACUCCAGCACACUGAGGAGCACCAUGCUUUGCCAGGAAAGGACGAUCCUCUACCUCAGCUGGGGUUUCAUCAUCGGGGGGUUCUUCUACCUCCUACGCCAGAUGACCACACAUACCCCGUAUGGCCGCUACGUGGAGCCCCACAGCUCCGGGGUGAUGGUCCCAGCCAAAGCAGCCUGGCUGAUCCAGGAGCUGCCCUCGUUUCUGGUUCCCACGCUUCUGCUGCUGACCACUGAAAGCUCAUCUGGCCUGGGGAGAGGCCUUCUGCUCAGCACCUUCAUUCUGCACUACUUCCAAAGGACGUUUAUCUAUGCCUUGCUGACCAAAGGACGGCCUUCUCCUCUCCACAUCGUGGUGUCGGCCGUGGUGUUUUGCUCCAUAAAUGGUUUCCUGCAGGGCCAUAACAUGCUGCACUGUGUACAGUAUGAAGCGGACUGGCUGACGGAUAUACGAUUUAUAGCAGGUCUGUUGCUGUUUUUUUCAGGAAUGGCCAUCAACAUCCACAGUGACCACAUUCUGCGGAACCUCAGAAAGCCUGGAGAGGUCGUCUACAAAAUCCCUAAAGGGGGGAUGUUUGAGUUGGUGUCUGGUGCCAAUUUCUUCGGGGAGAUUUUGGAGUGGUGUGGCUACGCUAUGGCCUCAUGGUCUCUGCCUGCUUUCACCUUCGCUUUCUUCACCAUGUGCUCCAUAGGACCCAGAGCCUACCACCACCACAGGUACUACCUUGAGAAGUUUGAAGAUUACCCCAAAUCGAGGAAGGCGGUGAUACCCUUUAUACUCUAGCAGCUGAGCACAGAGGUGGAAACACCUUUCUGAAAGCAACCUGAGCCACCAUUAUAGCCUUGCCCACUAUCAACUACAGCACAGGUUCCCAGUCCUGGUCCUGCACUGCUGUAUACGCACUUCAACUCAGGAUGGGCUUGUUCUCUGGCAUGCUGGGAGCAGGGAAAAGACCAAACUGUGCAGGUCAGCCGUUCUCCAGGACCAGGUUUGGAAACCACUGAACUACAAGAAAAGACUGAUAUCUGCACUGUUAUUUGUCACCACUAGGGGGCGACACUAAAUUUAUAUUCCAGCUGUACACACUGCAGCUUGUUUUUUUAUUAAUGGAAUGCUUGUUUUUCAAAAUAAAUCAU
Molecule: messenger RNA, 1258 nt
Organism: Colossoma macropomum (tambaqui)
Lineage: Eukaryota; Metazoa; Chordata; Actinopteri; Characiformes; Serrasalmidae
Gene: srd5a2a
Product: steroid-5-alpha-reductase, alpha polypeptide 2a
Exons: 5
Coding region: 147-905 (252 amino acids)
Biological process (GO): steroid biosynthetic process
Cellular component (GO): membrane
Molecular function (GO): 3-oxo-5-alpha-steroid 4-dehydrogenase activity
Source: RefSeq, a predicted model, not a curated record